AGUUGAAUCAGCGUCGUGCCUAUUCAAAUUCAAUAUGGCGGCGAUUUCAGUGGCCAAGCGAGCAACUUUGCUCUUUCGAAGAUCAAUUUUACCUGGUAGAGAAGGGUUUGUAUCAGUCAGAGCUCUGUCGGUUACCAGCGGCAAAAGAAAAGAGGAAAGUUUUUUCUCAACCCUUUUUGGAUCACAAGUUGAGAAGCCGACAGACGCGCACUCGAAAGUUUUGACGGAGAAGGAAACCCUCUAUGAGUUUGAAUUCAAUGAUGUAAAGCCUGAGUGUAUUGAAGAUUAUGUGGGUCUGGUAUCAGAGUUUUUACCAAAAAUUAGUGAAGAUGAUCAAUUUCCUGGUGAGUUGGUAGGAGCCUGGACAACCAUGUUUGGAAGACUUGAUCAAGCAAUUCAUUUUUGGAAAUACAGAGGAGGGUUUAACUCUGUGAUGAAGGCUAAGCAGUAUGUCAGAGAAAACAAGGAGUAUCUUGAGUUUGCAAGAAAGAGACGAACCAUGUUGAAUAACAGGGAAACUCAACUUCUCCAUGAAUUCACCUUUUUUGGUGAACCAGAGGCACGAGCCCCAAGCCAUAUCUAUGAACUGAGAACGUAUCAUCUUAAGCUUAUGAAGAUCUUGCAACCAGACAGAAGAUAAGGCAGAAUAUGUGGAACAGGCCUGGAUGGGACACAUGUGUUGCUAACACUGUUCCAUUGAUUCGUCGAAUGGAAUCAAGAAUAAUGAUUCCUUUGCCAUUUGGACCUCUUCAGUAAACACACAAAAUUUUUUGAUACUUUUUGGCAACAUCAGGAUUAUAAUACCAUAUAUACCUGUGCUCUUGCCCUGCUUCAUUAACCCUUUGACUCUCAGGAGCAAUCAAUAAAUAGAUUCUCCACACUGCUCUUGUACACUGGCAUGCAGAUAAGCAUUGAGAAUCACCAAAUUAUCAACUAUGGGAAUAUUUUCUGAGAACCAGCCAACAGAGAAAUGUGCUGAUGAUAUAAGUUGAGAGAAUUCACUCUCAGAUCUUGAGAAGUAAAAGGUUUACUCCACAACAAUAGUACCAAUUUCAUUUAUACCUUUUGAUGACAGAGACAAAAAUUUAUAUGGUUUCAAGGGAGACCUUUUUUUUUUUCGUGAUGUAAUCAAGGAAAAGUCUGUGUAGAGGAACACAGCUAAAAGAUAAAUGUAUACUCUAAGACCUACUGUUAUACUCAGCUGAUUUGGGUUAAUUGAUUUGAUAAAAAAUGCCUCUUUCUUGAUGACCAAUCACUAUCUCUUUUAUAAGAUAUGUGUAUUGAUUAUGUUAGGAAAAUUCAGGGAAAAAUUAUUUUCAUAUCCUAUAUAUUUAGCAGUUAAUUCUAAACCUGGUCAUUUGAUCAGUAUUACUCUAAAAAAUCGCAGAUAAUGAUCUUGUGAUUCAUUCUGAUACUCAUAGCUCAUUGAGAAGCUGUAAUGUCUCAAUUUUUAAGGGACUUGUGUGUGGGUUUAUGCCUUAUUUGUGUAUGUGGGGUAACUUUUUUUUUCAUUUACAUCUUUGAAUAAUUACUACAUGAGCAAUUAUUUUUCUGAACCACAAUCUGGCAUCUUAUUUAAAGCAUUUGUUUUCAUUGUGACAUGGAAGUAUGCUAUUGGUGUUAUCAAAUGUUCCAUUCUUCUUCCUGAAUUAUUUAUUUGAUUUCUUUUUCCCGGCUGUUUCGAGAGGUUUACAGUUCAUAAACUGAAAGCGGGGCCAUUCAGACCGUGAAAAUUAAUCAAAGAGCAGAACUGAAAUAGUAGCUGUCAAUUUGUGCUAUUCUGCCAAAUUAAAUGUCGAGUACAAAACAAACGAAUCUUGACUCGUUAUUUACGAAUUACGGUUAGAUCGCACCAUGGUUAGAUCGCUCCAACCAAAAGUUAGAUCGCUCCACUCGAAAGUUAGAUUGCUCCAUCAAAUAAGGUACUUCGCUACCAUAAUAAGUUACUUCGCUACCAAUAUAAGUUACUUCGCUCUAUGUAGAAGACUAAGGUAAAGGUAGCAAAACUCGUGUCUGUUAAAUGUUAAGACGAAAUUACUGGUCUUUUUAUUCUUUCACGUGGUUGUGGAUUGUAGACGUAGAAUUGGGGAGAAUUAAACGCAGCAUUUAGCUAUUACGACAUGAUUAGCGGAUUGGUAAAAAACAAGAUAGAGAUGAUGCUCUGAAAAGGUUGCCAAUAAUGAAUUUAAAUUAGCUCGUUGAAUGCAAUAUGUGAACUGUGGCAUGUAAGGAAAGUUUCGUCACAUAAUUUUGUCAGAAUGGCCUUGCUUUCAGUCGAUUCACGUUCAAAAUGUGUAUGUUGCUGGACUGUUUUUGCCUUGUAACAGUAGCAUGUGCUUGUAAACCGUUUUUCAGUGAAAGUUUUGAAGAAAUGGGGGCGAAAGUUAAAGUGUGGUGUACUUUAAAGACAAUAAAUUCUCUGGAAAAGUUUGUUACA
Messenger RNA from Pocillopora damicornis (cauliflower coral), 2437 nucleotides. Its product is annotated as protein NipSnap homolog 1. Gene Ontology annotation, cellular component: mitochondrion. Lineage: Eukaryota; Metazoa; Cnidaria; Anthozoa; Scleractinia; Pocilloporidae. The record is from RefSeq and is a predicted model, not a curated record.